Messenger RNA from Amyelois transitella, 715 nucleotides. RefSeq lists its product as uncharacterized. The coding region runs from base 1 to 696 and encodes 231 amino acids. The record is from RefSeq and is a predicted model, not a curated record. The transcript has 5 exons. Lineage: Eukaryota; Metazoa; Arthropoda; Insecta; Lepidoptera; Pyralidae.
AUGUGUACUAAAGCUUUUGUUUUCCUGGUCUUGGUGGCAUGCGCAUUCGCCGUUGACAAGCCUGACAAGAGGAGUGCGGGCUGGGACCCGGCUGUGUGGCCACCUGUGCCGAUCGCAUGGGCGCCUUUGCAAUCAGGACCUGGGUGGUCGUCAGACUCCAACUCGGACGUGGCUGGCGCGGUGGCAGCAGCUAAGGCAGCGGCGGCGGCGGUAAUGGCGGCGCAGCAUGAGGUGGCCGCAGCGAAACACGCCGCCUUGGAGCAGCAGGGCAUCGCCAGCGCUAAGGAGGCUGCGGCUGCUCUUGCUGCUCAUAAAAGCGAAGAAGCAGCUCGUCACGCUCGAGCGCACGCUUUAGAAGCAGCUCAAGCAGCAGUACAGGCGCAAGCGCAGCUGGCAGCGGCUAAGGCUCGGGCAGCCGUCGCCCAGAAGAUAGCCGCCGCCAGAGAGGGCGCUGCAGCGAAGGCAAUCCAUCGCGCUGCGCAUAACCAGGCCGCAAGGCUGCAAAACGCUGACAUAGAAUCCCUCAAGCUAUCUGUGAUCCAGAGUUCAGGCGCGGCGGGCGCGGCCGGCGCUGCGCAGCACGCCGCCACGGCCGCCGCCGCAGCGCUGCGCCCCGCCGGGUGGAGCCCCGAGCCCGCCUGGCCCAAGCCGUGGAACCCUUGGACCCCACCUGCAGCACCCUGGGGGUGGGCCUGAUUGUAAUUUGCUAUACGCA